Meloidogyne enterolobii is the source of this 975-nucleotide messenger RNA. Lineage: Eukaryota; Metazoa; Nematoda; Chromadorea; Rhabditida; Meloidogynidae. The record is from the annotation of a GenBank genome assembly.
UCCCCAUUUAGUCGCUUAUAUAGACCAAAACCUCUAUAUAGUGAACUUGUCGCCUAUAUCGGGGUUUACUAUAUAGAGGUUUUUAAAGACAUGUCAGAAACUCGAUUAGUUAUAUGGCUAGCUUGUGGCAGUUCUUUAUUAGCCGUUUUAGCUACUAUUCUUGGCAUUUCGCACAUUUAUUCCGACUUCUCUCAUCUUACACUGCGCAUUCGUGGAGGAGUACAGGCCUUUCGUGUGGACACAGAUUCUGCAUGGAUUGACUUGAUGGAUCUUCAAAUGGCAGUAACACCACUCUCUAAACCUCGAGAAAAUCCUUUUCAAUCCAUCUUCCGUCCAAAACGAAAAGUUGGCUCACAUUGUGGAUGUAAAGCUCGAAAUUCAAACUGCCCUCCAGGCCCUCCCGGUCCGCCUGGAACGCCAGGAUUUCCUGGUCAACCAGGCCAAGCCGGACAAAAUGGUCAACCCGGAAUGCCAGGACAGCCAGGCCCAUCUUGUCCUGUGCCCAAUUAUGACUGUCAACGUUGUCCCGCAGGAGCUCCAGGAAAGCAAGGACCGCCAGGCCUCCCUGGACCCCCUGGAAGGGGCGGAGCGCCUGGAAUGCCUGGAAAAUCAAGCGGUGUAGGACCAAUAGGUCCUCCAGGCCCUCCAGGACCGCCUGGACCUAAAGGCGAUUGUGGUGGAAACGGGCAGCCUGGCCAGCCUGGCAAAGACGCUAGCUUAAAUCCUGUUUUGCCUGGGCCAAAAGGCGUGUCUGGAUCGCCUGGUCAAGUUGGCCCGCCAGGACCGCCUGGAGCGCAUGGAAAGCCGGGUCUACCAGGCCCAAUAGGCCCUCCAGGACCGCAUGGUCCCCCGGGGAAACCGGGGGCUUGUGGAGAGGAUGGAGAAGAUGGAUUGCCCGGCCAGCCUGGACAAGAUGCUCAGUAUUGUCCCUGUCCUGAACGCUCAGCUAUGGCCAAAGCAGCAAAAGGAGCAUAA